This is a messenger RNA of Galleria mellonella (greater wax moth), 1877 nucleotides long. It is a transcript of the gene TTLL15, whose product is annotated as probable tubulin polyglutamylase ttll-15. The transcript is spliced from 7 exons. Bases 130 to 1737 code for a protein of 535 amino acids. Gene Ontology annotation, biological process: protein modification process. NCBI's taxonomy places the organism in Eukaryota, Metazoa, Arthropoda, Insecta, Lepidoptera, Pyralidae. The record is from RefSeq and is a predicted model, not a curated record.
CAUUCAUUCUUGUGUUUUAUAUGGUAAUACUUGGUCGUGGUCGUGCCAAUUUAAGUUUGUAAGACGAAAUAUAUAAAAAAUAACAAAUUAACACCUUCAUAAAUGUACCAAAACGUUAUCUAAACCAAAAUGGAAGACAACCAAAGCAAUGAUACUAAAGAGUCAAUAAAUGAAGAGAAUAAAAUUAAACAAAAGGCUGUUUUGGAAGAAAAACCAAAUCGUAAUAAUGAUAAAAUAAAUAUUAAUAACAAUACAGGAAUAGAUACAAACAUGACAAUAUGUCUUCUAAUAUGUAUUAUAGGGGUGGCUUUAGGAAUUCUCCUUGAAAUUGUAAAUAUACAAAACAAAAAUAGAAAAACAUAUAAGGAGCAAAUAAAAUCUGAAAGACCGACAUAUUGGGUAUAUUCCGCUUACAGCGAUGUAGAAAAUAGAAAUGGGUUAUUAAAACAUGUACAUUUAGUUUUAGGAAGAAUGGGUUACGAGAAAAGUACUAACCAAACGCCCUGGGCCCUAUUAUGGUCUCACGAUUACCCCUUCAGGGUUCUGUAUCCAAAUCUGCAUAGAUUAAAACCAUAUCAAAAAGUAAAUCACUUUCCUGGCACCGGAUUUAUUACGAACAAAGUUGAUUUAGCGACUUCAAAAUCUAAAUAUAUACCGAAAGCGUUCAAAUUACCUCAAAAUAAGCAUGAAUUUAUAAAAUAUGCAUCGGAGAAUGAAAACGCACUUUUUUUGGAGAAACAUAACCAACAUAGAGGCGUAGUUCUGAAGAACGUGACUGAAAUAGAUCUGUCGAGCGGAGAAAGUUUCGUUCAAGAGUACGUGCAAAAGCCGUUUUUGGUGGAUGGACAUAAGUUCGAUAUUGGAGUGUACGUUGUGUUGACUUCCGUUGAUCCUUUGAGAGUCUAUUGGUAUAAAGGAGACGUAUUAUUCAGGUACUGUCCAGCGAAAUAUUAUCCGUUUGACGCAAAGAAUUUGGACAAAUACGUAGUGGGUGAUGAUUAUCUGCCGACAUGGGAAGUGCCGUCAUUGGCGCAUCCUUAUACUGCAUUAGGAUUUGGAAUGAAAGACGUGUUCGACCAAUAUGUGAAAUCAAAGGGAAAGGAUCCUUUAAAGAUGUGGGAAGAUGUACAAAAUGCAAUUGCUGAAGUAUUUAUAUCCAAAGAAAAAUAUAUAAUCGAUGCUUUAAAAAACUACCCAUCGGCGGAGAAUUUCUUUGAACUUAUGAGGUUCGACUUAGUAGUUGACGAGGAUCUAAGAGUAUACCUGUUGGAAGCGAAUAUGUCUCCAAAUUUAAGUUCAGCACAUUACCCGCCGAAUCAGUUACUCUAUGAACAAGUAUUAUACAAUCUAUUUUCUCUCACAGGAGUCACGGAGUAUGUGAAUAGAUAUAAUGACCCUAAUCUAAGAGACUAUACUGCUGCCCAGCAUAUGGUGUCAUCGCAAAAAAAUAUAGCUGUAUGGGGUAAAGAGUGUAGUACACUAUGUAGAGACAACUGUGAAUCACACGCAGUUUGUGGACUGUGUAAACCAUGCUUGAACAAUAAGCUAAGGAACAGUUUGUUGAAAGCGCAUACAGAACACUUGCAUAGAGGCGAUUUUGGAAGACUAAUCCCGCCUCCACUAGAACCUACUACGCAAAUAUCUAACGAUAAACUAAAACUUCUGACUGAAACCAAUAAACUUCAAUAUUUAUGGUAUCAAGGAAAAUGCAAUAAAGAUAUGAAAUGGUGUACAUAAUAGAUAAAACUUUAUUGUAACUAUAAGUAAUUUAUUAAUAAAAAAAACUUAAUAACUAUUACAAAAAUAAAGAAACUUUGUUUUUAUAUUCCACUAAGACUCUGGGAUCAUUGACUGAAGUAAGCCCAGAAUGUAACUGC